GCGGACAGGGUUCCUAACGCCGGGGCUGGGACGCGGAAAUGCUCGGCGCCACUCGGAAGCCGCUUUGCUGGCCGGAGACGCUCUGGGAUCCGGCUCGGCAAGCGCAAGGAGGGGGCGCUCGCUCGCACUCGGGUGGACCAGGGCGCCGCCCGACCUUGGCCCCGCGGCGCCGCCCUGUUCCUCCCGCCCGCGGCUCCCGGCGGCCGCCCGCCGCUCCGCCCCGCGACGUAGCCCAGCUUCUUCCGCGACCAGAACCCCGCGCCCCGGCCCCGCCCGGUGCUGGCGCUCUUCUCUCAGAAGUGACAAGGCACAGCCUUCUCCACCCGGCGCCGCUCUCCUCUUGGUGACCUGGUACCCCUUUCCGCCGCCCCCUGCCCUCACCUCCCCAAGGCUGACCAGGUAGAGCCCCUCGCCAGGCCCCAGCCCCUCGCGCAUCCCGAACGUGGCGGGGCCGUGGUGAUGACCAGCGUGGGUGCCAGCCGCUUUGCAAAGCCGAUACCAUCUGUGAGCCAAGAAGCUCAGCUUGAUCAGAAACAGUGCUUUGGAUGUUCAGUUCAUCUUCAUCGCUCACUGCCUCUCUAGGGGCUUGCCAACCUGCAGUCCCUGACCCAGUGCAGUACAGCUGGAGAAAGACUCCAGAAGCCCCAGGACCUGCUCUAAACCCUGAGAAAAUAUACGGUUUAGGUGUCUAAAUCGCCCCCUAAGACAGCCCCUGCAGAGCCCAGCAUGUGUGGGGGACUGCUGGAGAGGUAUGUGGCUGCCAUGGUGCUUAGUGCAGCUGGAGAUGCCUUGGGGUACUUCAAUGGGAAGUGGGAAUUCCUCCGGGAUGGGGAGAAGAUACACAAACAGUUGGCCCAGCUGGGUGGCUUGGAAGCCAUCGACGUGGGACGUUGGAGAGUCAGCGAUGACACUGUGAUGCACCUGGCCACAGCAGAGGCCCUCCUGGAAGCUGGGAAAGCCCCUGACUUGACGCGACUAUAUUCUCUCCUUGCUAAGUAUUACCAAGACUGCAUGGAAGACAUGGACGGCCGGGCACCAGGUGGCGCCUCUGUGCAGAACGCCAUGCAGCUGGAGCCGGACAAGCCCAAUGGCUGGAGGAUUCCUUUCAACAGCCAUGAGGGUGGUUGUGGGGCUGCCAUGCGGGCCAUGUGCAUUGGUCUCAGGUUCCCUUACCACAAUCAACUGGACAUGCUGAUCCAAGUGAGCAUUGAGAGCGGUCGAAUGACCCACCACCACCCAACAGGCUACCUGGGAGCCCUCGCAUCAGCUCUUUUUACGGCAUAUGCUGUGAAUGGCACACCACCCUGGCAAUGGGGAAAAGGACUGAUGGAAGUGCUGCCAGAAGCCAAAAAGUACGUUGUCCAGUCAGGCUACUUCGUAGAGGAGAAUCUUCAGCAUUGGUCCUACUUCCAAAAUCAAUGGGAAAAUUACCUGAAACUUAGAGGAAUUUCUGAUGGCAAGUCAGCCCCUAACUUCCCCCAGCCCUUCAACGUGAAGGAGAGGGAUCAGUUCUACACCUCCCUGAGCUAUUCUGGCUGGGGUGGCAGCAGUGGACAUGAUGCCCCCAUGAUCGCCUAUGAUGCCAUCCUUGCUGCAGGAGACUCCUGGAAGGAGCUUGCCCACCGAGCCUUUUUCCAUGGUGGAGACAGCGAUUCUACAGCAGCCAUUGCUGGCUGCUGGUGGGGAGUUAUGCAUGGUUUUAAAGGAGUGAGUCCCUCCAACUAUGAGAAACUAGAAUACAGACCCAGGCUGGAAGAGGUAGCGAGGGCUUUAUAUUCUCUUGGGUCAGAGAAAGAUGCUGCAGUCAAUCUUUAGCAAGAUGUGUGGUUCAUUUCCUAGGGCUCCUUCUGUUCAGUUUCUUUUCAUUUUUUCUAGUCAAGAGUCUUAACCUUGUACUUAGGAAGUUUUGAGACAAGUCCCUUGCACACAUUGAGCUCAGGCUUUCCAGACUCACCCUAUUCUUUCUGUAUAUAGAGAGUCUUUUAUCUUUGUUGAUGGGAUCCACCGUCUCCCAAGCUAGAAAUCUCAUAGCCUCAUCUAUGAGUUUUCAUUUUGUCAUCUAAUCAUCCUAAAAGAUUUUUCUGGUUUUUUUUUUUUUUUUUUUUUUUUCAGCUGGGUUUCCCCCUGUCCCAAGUGGACUCUGAGAUAAGGAUUUAUUUGAGUGCAAGGAGUUUAUUUGGGAGGCAGUUCCAGGAAGCAUGAAUAGGAGAAUGGGGAAGUGAGACUGGGAGGGAAGGGAAACAAACAGGGUGUGCGAGUGAGCAGGUUUCCACUGUGGACAGUUGGGCUGCAGUCCAUCUGAACCCUCUGCCCAAGGCAGUCUGCAGAGUUGUUCCCCCUAAAGAGCAAGCAAGCCUGGGGUAUUUACCCACCUACUUCCAUCUGACCCUGGUUGAGGACCACACCCAGGGAUGUUAACUCCCUGGUACAUCUCAACUUGCCUUUUGUGCAAGCCAAACAUGAAUGUCUUCAGAUACAGACCCAGAGAUUCUUGCAGCAGUGAGCUAUAAGUUAUAUGGGACCAGUGAGAGGUGCACGUGAGGCCCUAACAGCAUCUGCUAGGCUCUUGUACCUCUUAAUAUACUUUAGAUCUUUUACCUUGUUGCACUGAGUAUUUUUCAGUUCAAUUGUGCAAUCCAAGGCACUCAGGCCUAGGCAGAUGCUGCUGCUAGCUGCUCUCAGGAGUUUCUCGCAGCCCUUUGCAUAUUACCCAGUUGUGUUAGUAUUUGUUUGCUUGUCUGUAUUCUCCUCUGACAGAACAUAGUGCAGUGCCUGGGCACACAGUAGACACCUCAUCAGUAUAUAUUAAAUGAAUGUUGCUACCUCUCCUCCUCUCUGGUGUCUCCUCAUGACCCUCUGGAGUUAUCUUGAUGAAUAAAUUGAUCAUGCUAAACUUCUAGUCAUGUUCUGGUGAAUACAUCAGGCCCUUUAUUUCUUGAUGCACUUCUUUCUCCUUUUCUGCCUGGUAACUUCUUACUCAUCCUUCAAGGCCUAACUCAGAUAGAACCUGACAAGUGAAAUCUCUAAUUGGCGUGCAGUUGGCCACUAUCACCUCACUUUAUCCAUGGCUUUCUAUCCUAGCCCUGUAACCAUAUUGAUCCUGUUAUGGGGUGAUUGGGUGUCUUCUGGGUCACCCUCAGGUGCACACUGCCCAGCACUGACUUGGAAGUGAUGCCAUCGUUACUUUUGUGUGGUGACCCCCAGUCUGCCAUGAGGGUCGGUAAGGGCCCACCCUUGUUGGGUGUUGUUGGGUGGUAAGGAUGUGCACUUCUUUCCUUCCCCUUUCAGUACAAGCCCAGAAUAUGACUCCUGUGAUUUCUCCUGCAGAUCCCUGGUUUUCAGCUGGUGGGGGGUGUGGGCAGUAGCAGUCCAGCUACCUCCUACUCACUCCUAUAGGGCUUUGUCUUUCCAAGUCCUUCAGCCUCGGUAGGAUGUGGUGGAGGAGGUGGAGGGAGGGUUGGGAGUGUCUCGGCAUCUGUUCUGUGCUGUGGUGUUUCACCACAAUUGAAGAGAACCAGAAAAAAGGAAAAAACCUAUUAUAUUUAGUACUGAUUCUCACUUCAUCACCAGCACAUGUAAAAGUUGACUUUCAGACUCCUUUUUCUCAAACCUCAACACCUCCUCCCAAACUUCACUUUUGGUUGAUGACCUCGCUUCCUAUUUCUCUAAGAAAAUAGAAGCAAUGAGAAGAAAACAGUCUCACCAUCCCAUCGAUACCUCUGCCCAUCCACCUGCAUCGUCCCUCCUGACCAUGGUGCUGCAGAGAGAGAGAGGGAGAAGAAGAAGGAUGAGAAUGAAUGGGGAAAGGAGAUAAACUUCACUAUAUGCAUAAUGUUAGAGUAAACCAAUAAAGUAGUCUCAAGCAUGGUUAUGAGUUUCUC
Sciurus carolinensis (gray squirrel) is the source of this 3881-nucleotide messenger RNA. RefSeq names its product ADP-ribosylarginine hydrolase (gene Adprh). Gene Ontology annotation, molecular function: magnesium ion binding; ADP-ribosylarginine-[protein] hydrolase activity. The record is from RefSeq and is a predicted model, not a curated record. Lineage: Eukaryota; Metazoa; Chordata; Mammalia; Rodentia; Sciuridae. The transcript is spliced from 5 exons. The coding region runs from base 727 to 1815 and encodes 362 amino acids. Gene Ontology annotation, biological process: protein de-ADP-ribosylation.